Messenger RNA from Solanum verrucosum, 1016 nucleotides. Its product is annotated as transcription factor JUNGBRUNNEN 1-like. Gene Ontology annotation, biological process: regulation of DNA-templated transcription. The record is from RefSeq and is a predicted model, not a curated record. Gene Ontology annotation, molecular function: DNA binding. Lineage: Eukaryota; Viridiplantae; Streptophyta; Magnoliopsida; Solanales; Solanaceae.
AUGAGUGAAAAAAGAGUAGAAAAAAUGGAAAGUACUGUAGUAUGUGAAAGUAAUAAAAAUAGUGAUGAUGAUGAAGAAAAUGAUUUGUUGCUUCCAGGAUUUCGAUUUCAUCCCACAGAUGAAGAGCUUGUAGGGUUUUAUCUUAAACGCAAAGUGGAAAAUAAAAAGAUCAAACUUGAUCUAAUCAAAGAGGUUGAUAUUUACAAACAUGAUCCUUGGGAUCUUCCAAAAGUGAUGUGCAGAGUAGGUGAUAACAAAGAAUGGUAUUUCUUCAGCAUGAGAGGAAGAAAGUACAAAAAUAGUGUAAGACCAAAUAGAGUAACAGGAUCUGGUUUUUGGAAAGCAACAGGAAUUGACAAGCCUGUUUAUUCACAAAGCAACGAGUGCAUUGGCCUCAAGAAAUCAUUAGUAUAUUAUAGGGGAAGUGCUGGAAAAGGUACUAAAACUGAUUGGAUGAUGCAUGAGUUUCGUCUCCCACCUAUUUGGAAGACGAAUACUUCAAAUGGACAGCUCCCUAAUCCCAAGAACAUUGCUCCUGAAGCUGAAGUUUGGACUCUCUGCAGAAUAUUCAAGAGGAUUUCCAAUUACAAAAGAUUCACACCAGAUUGGAAGCAGCAGCAGCCCGUUGUUAAACAAAGUUUCGGUGACACAAGUUCUAAGGCAUGCAGUGUUCAAUCCGAAAUCAGUGAUGAUCACUCCAAUAAUGUCAUCAAUUUCAAAAAGAUGGCAUUUCCACAAAAGAACAUUACAAAUGCAUCAUCUGGAGGAAAUUUAAACUAUCAAGUUGAUCAAAGAAACAGUUACUACAAUAAUAGCCAACUAAUUACGACCAUGCCUGAAUCGCCAUUCACAUCAUCAAAUUCAAUCUUUUGGAACACAAGUGCUGAAGAUCAGGAGUAUUUGUUUAGUCAUGGAAACUGGGAUGAGCUCAAAUCGGUCGUUGAUUUAGCCAUGGAUCCUCGUAGUCUUUUUGGAUUUAAAUAAGCUGGCUUGGAAGCAGAACAAACUUAGGACUU